Molecule: messenger RNA, 1817 nt
Organism: Harpegnathos saltator (Jerdon's jumping ant)
Lineage: Eukaryota; Metazoa; Arthropoda; Insecta; Hymenoptera; Formicidae
Product: APOBEC1 complementation factor
Exons: 6
Coding region: 411-1817 (468 amino acids)
Molecular function (GO): RNA binding
Source: RefSeq, a predicted model, not a curated record
ACGAAGUGUCUUAGGUAAAUGAUAAUUCGACCUGGGAAAAGUAUUUUCAAAGCAGAGAAUACACGACUGCAAUUACCAGAAAAAGAAACAACACCCCGGUCUUCCCAACUUCCCACCAUAUUCCAUAUAAUUAACAUAAAAAGUCAGAUACAGAGCGAGCGCUUCGACAGAGGAAAGUUCAGAGAUUAAAAAAUCACACGUAAAUUCCAACCGCCGAAACCGCCGACGUUCCGAGAACCGCGCGCGCGGUUGGUCGCAAAACUCUACCGCGAACAAGCGUACGUUUUCCAGGAAACCGGCCAAGUCGUCGCGCUCCGCUCCCUCUACCCCUCCCGCGCUGACAGCCGCUCAACGCAACCCGCUAUGCUCUCCCGAACAAACGGCCAGUAUACCGCGAACGUACGACGACGAUGGAUGACGGCACGGAAAAUCUCAGUGGAGAGUGCCAGCGUACUCUGCGGCUCCUGGAGAUGCUAAAACGCACGCACUACGAGCUCGUCCAGGAGAACGGCCAGCGGCGGCUGACGGCGCCGGAGGUGGUGCGCGGCCAGUGUCAGCGCGGCAAAGGUGCGGAGGUGUUCCUGGGCCGGUUGCCGCGCGACUGCUACGAGGACGAGCUGAUGCCGUUGCUGGAGAAGGUCGGCCGGCUGCUGGAGCUGCGGCUGAUGCUCGACUUCUCCGGGUCGACGCGCGGCUACGCGUUCGCCCUGUACGAGGAGCCGCGGAUCGCGCGCAGGGCUUGCAGCGUCCUCGACGGCCACGAGAUCCGGCCGGGGCACCGCAUCGGCGUUGUCAAAUCCAUGGACAACUGCCGCCUCUUCUUCGGCGGCGUACCCAAAAGCAAGACCAAGGAGGAGUUCCUGUCGGAGCUGACCAAGAUAUUGGACGGCAUCAUCGACGUCUACCUGUACCCGAGCGCGCACGAUCGCACGCUCAACCGCGGCUUCAUCUUCGUCGAGUUCAAGGACCAUCGGGCGGCCGCGAUGGCCCGGCGCAAGCUGAUACCGGGCAAGGUGAUGCUGUGGGACCACGAGAUCGCCGUAGAUUGGGCGGACCCGGAGCCGGGCGAUCCGGUCGACGAGGACAUCAUGGAAACGGUGACUGCUCUGUUCGUGAGGAAUCUCACGCUCGAAAUGUCGCAGCAGAAGGUAAGGGAGGUUUUCCACAGGCACACCAACGUACCGAUACUGAAGCUGAAGAAGAUCAAUCACUUCGCUUUUAUUCACUACGAGAAUCGCGGAGCCGCGCAGGCCGUAAUGGACAUAAUGCAGAAGUCGAAUAGCGUGGUCGAGAAGGAAGGCUGGGAGAUCCGCUGGGCGAAGCCUAUCGGAGCGUCCAAGUUUAUCGAGAGGCAACGGUACAUUCGCGAGGCCGUGGCCAAUUCGGGUGUGCGGACUGCUUCGAAAGGAGGGUACCCGAAACAAGCUCACGGCAAAAGACGCGGCUCGAAGGCGCACGUGAAGAUGCACGAAGACGAGGGCAUUUAUCUGGCGCAGAUGAAGAUCUUGCAGAACCUCAUCAGGGAACACUACGACGCGGUGUGCGUAUUCAACUGCCUGCCGAUAGAGAAUACGACGAAAUACGUGGGCAAAGUAACCGCCUACAAAGAACAGAUGGUGCUCUUCGAGUUUCACGGGGAACCGAUGACGUCGAAGCAUACAGCCAUCAGCGCGGUGUCGGUGAAAAUGUAUCACUAUUUAACGAGCACAUUCGCAAAGAACGGUAUAUUUACAGUGGAGCAACCACCUGGCCACGGCCAUUACAUCCAACCAACAAUGAACGUUAAUCCUAUGAUUGCUGUGCCGAUUACUUGGUAG